AUGGCGGCUGAACCUGUAUACGUUCCUCGUUCUAGCGAAACUGUAUACCAUAUUGCGCGUGAAGUUGUUCAGCUGCUUAAGCAAUCGGGUGAAACCCUUGCUGUCUCUGAGUCGCUCACCGGCGGGGGAGUCAUGGCUACUCUGACAUCUGUUGAAGGGUGCAGUGCUGUUUUCCGCGGCGGGGUUGUAUCGUACGCCACUCCAGUCAAGCAGCAUCUUCUCAAAGUCGACGGCGAUCUGAUAUCUGAGCAUGGAGUCAUACAUUCUGAUGUGGCUUCCCAGAUGGCCACCGGGGCGAGGGACAUUAUGACCCAGCAGGGCAUGGCCCAGACUUCUUGGGGAAUCGGUACGACUGGAGUGGCGGGCCCAGAUCCCCAGGAUGGAAAACCAGUGGGGAUGGUUUUCAUCGGUGUGGCUUCUGCUAAAGGUAGUAAGGGCUUCGGGCCAUUUCUUUUUCCCGGCUCACGCGAACGGGUUCGAAACGCUACGAUUAUUGAAGCACUUUUUCUCCUUCGCCAGGAGUUGCUCAGCUCAAGAGAGCAAGCUUAG
Messenger RNA from Ophidiomyces ophidiicola, 549 nucleotides. RefSeq lists its product as uncharacterized. NCBI's taxonomy places the organism in Eukaryota, Fungi, Ascomycota, Eurotiomycetes, Onygenales, Onygenaceae. The coding region runs from base 1 to 549 and encodes 182 amino acids. The record is from RefSeq and is a predicted model, not a curated record. The transcript has a single exon.